CGCUGCGCAGCCGCCGCGCCGGGCACCCACCUGCAGCCGCCGGCGCUGGGCUCGGGGCGCGGAGGGGCGCGCAGGCGGCGGGCGGCGCCGGGCUCGGGCUCGGGCGCGGAGCGGCGCGCAGGCGGCGGCGGCCAGGCCCGGCCCCGCGGCGGGUGAGUGUGGCUGGAGGAGCUGGCUCCCCCUGGAUGGUGGAAAUCCUCAGCAGCAGCAGCAGCAGCAGAGCAGCACAGCAGGAGCCAUGUCUCUGCCCUUCCGAAAGGAGCUGGAGAAGUACAAGAACAUCAACGAAGAUGAAAUACUCAGCAAGCUCUCAGAGGAUGAACUGAAGCAGCUAGAACAUGUUCUUGAUGACCUUGAUCCUGAGAACGCCCUGCUGCCAGCGGGAUUCCGGCAGAAGGACCAGACCACGAAGCCUGCCACGGGCCCCUUCGACAGAGAGCGCCUGCUCUCCUACCUGGAGAAGCAAGCUCUGGAGCACAAGGACAGAGAGGACUUCGUACCCUUUACAGGGGAAAAGAAAGGAAAAAUAUUUAUCCCUAAAGAAAAGCCCGUAGAAACCCGCACAGAAGAGAAGGUGACCCUGGAUCCAGAACUAGAAGAGGCCCUGGCCAGUGCUUCCGACACCGAGCUCUAUGACCUUGCAGCUGUUCUUGGAGUGCACAACAUGGUCAACAACCCAAAAUUUGAUGAAGCAGGAGCCCGCGGUAAAGAUGGAAAAGGAAUCGUGAGAAAUGUGGUGAAAGGUGAAAAGGUCAAGCCCAUCUUUGAGGAGCCACCUAAUCCAACCAAUGUGGAAGCAAGUUUACAAAGGAUAAAAGCAAAUGAUCCCGGUCUCACAGAAGUUAAUCUCAACAACAUAAAGAAUAUUCCUAUUCCAACACUGAAAGAAUUUGCAAAAGCUCUGGAAACCAACACACAUGUGAAGACAUUCAGCCUUGCAGCUACUCGAAGUAAUGACCCCGUAGCUAUUGCAUUUGCAGAUAUGUUGAAAGUGAACAAAACACUGAAGAGUCUGAAUGUAGAAUCCAACUUCAUCACUGGGACAGGGAUUUUGGCACUGAUUGAUGCUCUGAAAAAGAAUGAAUCCCUAACAGAGAUUAAAAUUGACAACCAGAGGCAGCAGCUUGGGACAGCUGUGGAGAUGGAGAUUGCCAAGAUGCUGGAGGAGAACUCCAGGAUUCUCAAGUUUGGAUAUCAGUUCACAAAACAAGGUCCAAGAACCAGGGUAGCAGCAGCUAUCACUAAAAACAACGAUCUGGUUCGGAAGAAGCGGGUGGAAGGGGAGCGGCAGUAGCCACAGCACCAGGACACCAGGCAGGACUGGAGGCCACCACCCACUGCAGCCUCAGAGCGCUCACUGCUCACCAGGGAAGGCACUGGAAAACUAUUACAAUGGGAGUUGCUGAUUUCUGUUAAUGUCUCCUUUUAACCUUGAAAAGAGAGCCUGCUCAUUUUUAAUUUUCAUGGUUAAUUUAAUUCUUAUGAGAAAGGUUCAUAGUUGGUUUGAUUUUAAUGAAGAAAAUGGUUUGCAGUAUCUGAAGCCAAUAUGCAGCAUCUUAACUGUGUUACUGAGCAUAACAUAUAGUGACUCUGACCCUUAUUUUAGACACUUUUUGAUAUGUAAACAUAUGACCUUGUAUAUGGAAAAGGGAUUCUCUGCUGAAAAUAGAAAUUUUAGGGCCAAGUUCUGCAAUGCCUUAUGUUUGUGAAUAAUCCUUACUUAUGUGUAUAGUCCUGCUGAACUGAAUCCUGCAAUGGGCUGCUCCCAGGAGUAGAACUAGUGAUGCCAGUACAGGUUUGCAGGUUCACGCCUCUGAGCCUCUCUCCUGCAGGGAUCUGGGCAGCUGGAAGCACCUUGGAACAGCUCCUGUCACCCUUGCUGGGUGUCCACCUGUCCAGCUCCCAGUGCAGGAUCACGCCUAGACGUAUAAACAUUGUCAAAGCGUACUUGUUUACAUACAAGCUUAGGUUAGGUGGAUCAUUUUGCAAUGGUACACUGAUGUUUUUUAUUCUUACUCCACAUUGUAUAGUAAUAUUAGUGCUGCCAAUCCUGUAGACAUUGAAUGUUUUGGGUUUUUUUCCUAGGCCAACAAGUUUUUGUUUGCUACUAGAAUGCACAGUUUACAGCUAGUGAUCUUAACCUAAACGAGUAUUCUGAGCAAUAUUUGUUUUGCUUUGAGCCAUGAGUUUGACUUUUUUUAGUUCUGUAUUUAUGUAUGUUUGUUAGCAUUAUAGGACUGUUCUCAGGACCUUUUAGAUGAAGAUUAAUUAAAUACUUAAUCCAGGAGAGCCACUGUGCUACCAGGGAAAGACAUUAAAGGGGUAGUUUUGACAGCUACAUGACUAACAUUUAUAUGCUGCAGCUGAGGUUUGUCCCUGUAUCACAAGGCACAUGAGUAUUUGUGCCAGUGCUUAUCUGAAUAAGGGCAGAUUUAAGCACAUGCACAAAUGAUUUGCUAAAUCAUGGCCUUAACUGACAUGCUGGACAUUACCUUAACUCACGAAGCAGCAGCUAACCCCAGGGCUCAAUAGCAUUGAAAUUUCAGUAAGAAUUGAAUAUGAUGAUUCAUUUUGUGUAUUUCACCAUCUAAAACUACUCUCUACCACAGUUGUAUCACUGCCAACAGCUGACUGACAGCCAGAGGUUCAUUUUGGUUCCACGUGUGCAUGCUGUGAGAGCCAGGGGACGCUCAGGUCAGAUGUCCCCAAGGUCACACACCCCAAGCUUUCAGGAAGCUGCAGAAAUGCCCCUGCAGCCAGCGCUGUCACCUGGGGCA
Motacilla alba alba is the source of this 2777-nucleotide messenger RNA. It is a transcript of the gene TMOD2, whose product is annotated as tropomodulin 2. Gene Ontology annotation, molecular function: tropomyosin binding. The coding region runs from base 239 to 1294 and encodes 351 amino acids. Gene Ontology annotation, cellular component: myofibril; striated muscle thin filament. The transcript is spliced from 10 exons. Gene Ontology annotation, biological process: pointed-end actin filament capping; myofibril assembly; muscle contraction. The record is from RefSeq and is a predicted model, not a curated record. Lineage: Eukaryota; Metazoa; Chordata; Aves; Passeriformes; Motacillidae.